Messenger RNA from Eimeria necatrix, 855 nucleotides. RefSeq lists its product as hypothetical. The transcript has a single exon. The record is from RefSeq and is a predicted model, not a curated record. Bases 1 to 855 code for a protein of 284 amino acids. Lineage: Eukaryota; Apicomplexa; Conoidasida; Eucoccidiorida; Eimeriidae.
AUGUACGAGGCCUGCCUGCGUUCGCUGCGCGUCGCUGUGGGGCAGCAGCAGCAAGCCAUUGGGCUGCUGCAGCAGCUGCUGCCCUGGGGGGCCCCCCUCACGCAGCAGGACCUCGGCCUCCUCCGCCGAGCAGCAGCAGCAGCAAGAGAGGCCAUUCUCGCCGACGCUGCUGCUCACCUUCCGGGGGGCCCCCGCACCCGCAGGGGCCCCGACCAGGGGGGCCCCCCCCCGCGCCCCGCUGCCGCACCCCCUCCAGCAGCAGCAGCAGCAGCAGCAGCGGUGGCGCCUGCAGCAGCAGCAGAAACUUUUGCUGCUGCUAGCGAAAGGCGCUCGCAGUCUUGCCCCCCGCCAAGGGGGCCCCAGGGGGCCCCGGGGGCCCCGGGCCCCCGAAGGCCGGGGGCCCCACAAGAUAGAGCCAGGGCCACAACGCCGGGGCCCCGGGGGCCCCCCAGGGGCCCCCAAGGGGGCCCUAAGAACCCCCGCUUGUCACAGGCAGCAGCAGCAAGGGCCCGCGGGGCUGCUGCUGUUGCUGCUGCUGAGAGACGCAGACUCAUGGAGCAGCAACGAGAAAGAAACAGAGAAUCCUCGAGGCUUGCUGCAGCAGCAAGACAGACACAAAGAGCCAGCGCCAUUCCUCGCGCAGCAACGCCAGCAACGACGCCUGCAGCAGCAGCAGCAGCACCAAAAGCAGCAGCAGCAGCAGCAGCAGCAGCGCGCACGGCCAGACCUAGCAGCAGCCAGCCAAAAGCAGACAUGCAUUCUGAAGGAGAAGAAACCUCAGUCAACUGGCUGCCCCAGGCCCGAGAGAGCAGGGGCCCCCAGGGGGGCCCCCUGGGGGCCCCUGUUGUUUCUUGA